AUGUUUAGUUUACUGCUAAACUUACGUACUGUAAUGUCACCCGAGGAACUCAUGCAAAAAAUUGUGCAGCAAUGUAUGUUCACCCAAAACGCGGAUGCGGUGAAUUUCUGCCGUGAAGGUCGAGAUCGGAUGUUUUCGCAUUUGCUCCGUCUAUGCCGUGAAUGGGCUACCAGCAUACCGCAUGACUUCAGAAGUGAGCACAUGCGAACAAGAUUGAGCGAAUUGCUUGGAUUGUGUGCCGUUGAUCGAACGUACAAGCAACGAGCUAGCUGA
Ostertagia ostertagi is the source of this 273-nucleotide messenger RNA. The record is from the annotation of a GenBank genome assembly. NCBI's taxonomy places the organism in Eukaryota, Metazoa, Nematoda, Chromadorea, Rhabditida, Trichostrongylidae.